AUGAAAGAUGGGCAUGUGGCUGGAGCUACCACCGGAGGGCGCCAGACCCAAGGCUACACCCUCCCCACACUGGCUCCGAAGGGCUGCAGUGAAGGGGCCAGAAAAGAGCCCACCGGCACCGCGGGGCUGGUGUCAGCUUGCCAGCCAGGAGCUAAGGAUGACUGUCCUAGGUGGCCGUGCAGGGACAGCUGUCCAGCUGAGGAGAGAGAGGGUGGGGAGGUGUUAUCUCAUGAGGAUGACCAUCUCGGGGAGGCUGUGCUCUGUGGGUGCCUCCUGGCUCAGCGGCUUUCAGCACAGGACCACCUGAGACUUGGCCAUAGGCUUGUCCUCAACCCCGUGCAGACGCCACGCUUCAGCACAUAG
Molecule: messenger RNA, 363 nt
Organism: Rangifer tarandus platyrhynchus (Svalbard reindeer)
Lineage: Eukaryota; Metazoa; Chordata; Mammalia; Artiodactyla; Cervidae
Source: the annotation of a GenBank genome assembly